Phodopus roborovskii (desert hamster) is the source of this 8663-nucleotide messenger RNA. RefSeq names its product centrosomal protein of 290 kDa-like. Gene Ontology annotation, biological process: camera-type eye development; kidney development. The record is from RefSeq and is a predicted model, not a curated record. NCBI's taxonomy places the organism in Eukaryota, Metazoa, Chordata, Mammalia, Rodentia, Cricetidae.
ACCAGUGAAAGAAUUCAAGAUGCCACCUAGCAUAAACUGGAAAGAAUUAAUCAAAAUUGAUCCAGAUGACCUACCACGCCAAGAAGAGCUGGCAGAUAAUUUAUUGGUUUCCUUAUCCAAGGUAGAAGUCAAUGAACUAAAAGAUGAACAUCAGGAAAAUGUGAUACAUCUGUUCAGAAUUACUCAGUCACUAAUGAAGAUGAAAGCCCAGGAAGUAGAGCUGGCGUUGGAAGAAGUAGAAAAGGCUGGAGAAGAACAAGCAAAAUUUGAAAAUCAAUUAAAGACCAAAGUAAUGAAACUGGAAAAUGAACUGGAGAUGGCUCAACAGUCUGCAGGCGGCCGUGAUACUCGGUUUUUACGUGAUGAGAUUCGCCAGCUUGAAAAGCAAUUGGAACAAAAAGAUAGAGAAUUAGAGGAUAUGGAAAAAGAGUUGGAUAAAGAAAAGAAAGUUAAUGAGCAAUUGGCUCUUCGAAAUGAGGAGGCAGAAAACGAAAACAGCAAACUAAGAAGAGAGAACGAACAGCUUCGUCAGGACAUUGUUGACUACCAGAAGCAAAUAGACUCACAAAAAGAAUCACUUCUGUCAAGGAGAGGAGAAGACAGCGACUACCGAUCACAGUUGUCUAAAAAGAACUAUGAACUUGUUCAAUAUCUGGAUGAAAUUCAGACCUUAACAGAAGCUAAUGAGAAAAUUGAAGUUCAGAACCAAGAAAUGAGAAAAAAUCUAGAAGAGUCUGUACAGGAAAUGGAGAAGAUGACUGAUGAAUAUAACAGGAUGAAGGCUGUUGUGCAUCAGACAGAUACUGUUAUGGACCAUAAAAAAGAGAAUGAGCAUUAUCGACUUCAAGUACGAGAGCUCACAGAUCUUCUGAAAGCAAAAGAUGAAGAGGAUGACCCAGUCAUGAUGGCUGUCAGUGCAAAAGUGGAAGAAUGGAAGUUAAUUUUGUCUUCUAAAGAUGAUGAAAUCAUUGAAUAUCAGCAAAUGUUACAUGAUCUGAGAGAGAAACUUAAAAAUGUGCAACUUGAUGCUGAUAAAAGUAACAUUAUGGCUCUGAAACAGGGCAUCCAGGAACGAGAUAGUCAAAUUAAGAUGCUUACUGAACAAGUAGAACAGUACACGAAAGAAAUGGAAAAAAACACUUUUAUUAUUGAAGAUUUGAAAAAUGAGCUCAAGAAAGACAAAGGUUCUACAGACUUUCAUCACCAGACUCAUUAUAUGAAAAUUCACUCCAAAGUACAACUUUUAGAAGAGAAAACAAAAGAGGCCGAGAGGACAGCUGAACUGGCCGAGGCCGAUGCCAGGGAGAAGGAUAAAGAGCUGGUAGAGGCCCUGAAGAGAUUAAAAGAUUAUGAGUCUGGUGUGUAUGGCUUAGAAGAUGCCGUUAUUGAAAUAAAGAAUUGUAAAGCCCAAAUUAAAAUAAGAGACGGAGAGAUUGAAGUAUUGACCAAAGAAAUCAAUAAACUUGAGAUGAAGAUCAAUGAUGUUCUUGAUGAAAAUGAAGCCCUUAGAGAGCGUGCUGGCCUUGAACCAAAGACAAUGAUUGAUUUAAGUGAAUUUAGAAGCAGUAAACGCUUAAAACAGCAGCAGUACAGAGCUGAAAACCAGAUUCUUCUGAAAGAGGCAAGUGCCCUGGAGGAAGAACGACUUGAUUUGAAAAGAAAAAUUCGUCAAAUGGCUCAAGAAAGAGAAAGAAAUGCGGCUUCAGGAUUAACGGUUGAGGACUUGAACCUAACUGAAAACUUUUCUCAGGAAAAUAAAAUGGGAGAAAGAUACCUAAAUUUUAUGAGCCUCAAAAGUAUGAAUGAAACACAAUCAAAGAUUAAGAGUCCAGCUAAAAUAGAGCUGCUUCAUAGGAAACCAUCAUUCAGUAUUCUGCAAUCAGAUCAGAAUGAGACAGAGGAAAAUAUGAGUGUACGAUCAUUAUCAAGAACGCUGUCUGGAAUUCAUCAUAGUGUAGAAACUGCAGUGGAUCCUGUUUUCUCUCUAACUAGAUGGUCCUCAUUUAUGCAAGUAAAAGAUGAUGAAACAACUCCAGGAACCAUUACAAUAAGGGAGAUUUUUAAAGCACCAUGUCUACAAUCUUUGAAAGAUCAAGAAUCGUUAGUCAGUACCUUCCGUAAGGGGAGCAAUGAAGAAAUGAGUGAUAUGCUAUGCUCUCUUUCUGAUGAGUGUGUGAAGAAAGUGUCAGGGAGCCAUCAAGCUCUAGAGAAAACCAGAUUCUUACAGAAAAGCAGUUCAUCAGUUCAAGCAUCACCAACAGCUUCAGAACUAAUGCAGAUCUUAUCACGUAGGCAAAAGUCUGCAGUAUUUUGUCAACAACCGUAUGACCACGAUAUUGAUAAAGUAACAUCAGCAGAUGAACAGGUCCAUUCUCAAAUAAAGUGUGCUGAUAAAAGACAGAGUGAGUCACCCUCACAAACUGAGAUGUUGAGAAGUGUGAUCGAAGCCAAUCUUCCAGAUCCUGUGCCUGUAACUGCACAGUCCAAAUUAUCUCAGAUAGAUCCCCUUGAAAAUCUUACAGAACAGCUACAGAGAGAGAUAGUAUUCCUUAGAUCGCAGCACGAAAACAUAGCACAGGAUUUAUCGAUCCAAGAAGAGCAGAGUAGACAUGCAGAAAUAAAGCUUGACCGUCAGAGAAGCCAGGCAGAACAGAAUGAAUUUCUUUCAAGAGAACUAAUUGAAAAGGAAAGAGAUUUAGAAAGAAGCAGGGCAGUGAUUGCUAAAUUUCAGAGUAAAUUAAAAGAAUUAGUUGAAGAAAAUAAGCAACUUGAAGAAGGUAUGAAGGAAAUUUUGCAAGCUAUUAAGGACAUGCAGACAGAUCCUGAUGUGAAAGGAAAUGAAACAUCUCUCAUUAUCCCGAGUCUUGAAAGACUGGUUAACGCGAUAGAAUCGAAGAAUGCAGAAGGAAUCUUUGAUGCCAGUUUGCAUUUGAAAGCCCAAGUUGACCAACUUACGGGAAGGAAUGAAGAAUUAAGGCAAGAACUCAGGGAAUCUCGGAAAGAGGCUAUAAAUUAUUCACAGCAGUUGGUAAAAGCAAACUUAAAGAUUGAUCAUCUUGAGAAAGAAACUCAUCUCCUACGUCAGUCUGCAGGGUCCAGUGUAGUUUACAAAGGUGUAGACUUGCCUGACGGAAUAGCGCCAUCUAGUGCCCACAUCAUCAAUUCCCAGAAUGAAUAUUUAAUACAUCUUUUGCAGGAACUAGACAAUAAAGAAAAGAAGUUAAAGCAUGUAGAAGAGUCUCUUGAAGAUUAUAACAGAAAGUUUGCAGUAAUUCGUCAUCAACAAAGUUUAUUAUAUAAGGAAUAUCUAAGUGAAAAGGAGACUUGGAAAACAGAAUCUGAGACAAUAAAAGAGGAGAAGAGAAAACUUGAGGAUCAAGCCCAGCAGGAUGCUGUGAAAGUAAAAGAGUAUAAUAAUUUGCUCAGUGCUCUUCAGAUGGAUUCAAAUGAAAUGAAGAAAAUGCUUUCAGAAGCCAGCAGGAAAAUCACUGUUUUGCAAGUGAAUGAAAAGUCCCUCAUAAGGCAGUAUACCACCUUAGUGGAAAUGGAGAGGCAGCUCAGAAAAGAAAAUGGGAAGCACAAGAAUGAGUUAAUAUCAAUGGAAGGGGUUACUGAAAAAAUCGGAAGUUUGCAAAGAUUUAAGGAAAUGGCUACCUUCAAAAUUGCAGCUCUCCAGAAAGUUGUAGAUAAUAGUGUUUCUUUGUCUGAACUAGAACUAGCCAAUAGACAAUACAAUGAACUAACUACUAAGUACAGGGACAUAUUACAGAAAGAUAACAUGCUUGUUCAAAGAACAAGUAACUUAGAACACCUAGAGUGUGAAAAUGCAUCUUUAAAAGAACAAAUGGAUGUUAUAAGUAAAGAACUAGAGAUUACAAAGGAAAAACUCCAUACCAUUGAACAAGCCUGGGAACAAGAAACUAAAUUAGGAAACGAAUCAAACAUGGAUAAGGCAAGGAAAUCAAUGACAAAUAGUGACAUUGUUUCUAUUUCAAAAAAAAUCACUGUGUUGGAGAUGAAGGAAUUAAAUGAAAGGCAGAGGGCUGAACACUGUCAGAAAAUGUAUGAACACGUAAGGACUUCAUUAAAACACAUGGAAGAACGUAAUUUUGAAUUGGAAACCAAAUUCACUGAGCUUACCAAAAUCAACCUGGAUGCCCAGAAGGUGGAGCAGAUGUUGAGGGAUGAGUUAGCUGACAGUGUGAACAAGGCAGUGAGUGAUGCUGACAGACAGCGGAUUCUAGAGUUAGAGAAGAGUGAAGUGGAGCUCAGAGUCGAAGUGUCUAAACUGAGAGAGAUUUCUGAUAUUGCCAAAAGACAAGUCGAUUUUUUGAACUCGCAACAACAGUCCAGGGAAAAGGAAGUGGAGUCCCUCAGAAAGCAGCUGCUGGACUACCAGGCACAAUCUGAUGAAAAGGCACUAAUUGCCAAGCUGCACCAACAUGUUGUCUCUCUUCAAAUUAGUGAGGCCACUGCUCUUGGUAAGUUGGAGUCAGUUACAUCUAAACUGCAGAAGAUGGAGGCCUACAGUUUGCGCCUAGAGCAGAAACUGGACGAAAAAGAGCAGACUCUGUACUAUGCCCGCCUGGAAGGCCGAAACAGAGCAAAGCACCUACGCCAAACUAUUCAGGCUCUGCGAAGACAGUUCAGUGGCGCCUUACCCUUGGCCCAGCAGGAAAAGUUCUCCAAAACAAUGAUUCAGCUGCAAAACGACAAACUUAAGAUUAUGCAAGAAAUGAAAAACUCUCAACAAGAGCACAGAAAUAUGGAAAACAAAACACUGGAGAUGGAAUUAAAAUUAAAAGGCUUAGAAGAGUUGAUAAGCACCUUAAAGGACGCUAGGGGGCCCAAAAGUAUCUACAUCGUUGUAGACAAGGGAAAGAAUUCUAUUUUUCAGAGCAGUACCGAUGUAAUCAACUGGCAUGUGAAAAUAGAAGAACUCCGCCUUCAGGAACUUAAGCUAAAUCGAGAACUAGUGAAGGGUAAAGAAGAAAUCAAGUACUUGAAUAAUAUCAUCUCUGAAUAUGAGCAAACAAUCAGCAGUCUCGAGGAAGAAAUUGUUCAGCAGAACAAGUUUCACGAAGAAAGACAAAUGGCUUGGGAUCAAAGAGAAGUUGAGCUAGAACGCCAACUAGACAUUUUUGACCGUCAGCAAAAUGAAAUACUCAGUGCAGCGCAAAAGUUUGAAGAGGCUACAGGAUCAAUGCCAGACCCCAGCUUGCCUCUUCCAAACCAACUUGAAAUUGCUCUACAAAAAAUUAAGGAGAAUAUUCGAACAAUUCUUAAAACACAAGCCACUUGCAAGUCACUAGAAGAGAAACUAAAAGAAAAAGAAUCUGCAUUGCGGUCGGCAGAGCAAAACGUCCUGUCAAGAGACAAAGUAAUCAAUGAACUGAGGCUUCGAUUGCCUGCCACAGCGGAUCGAGAGAAACUUCUAGCUGAGCUAGACAGAAAAGAGCUGGAACCCAAAUCUCACCACACAAUGAAAAUCGCCCAUCAAACCAUUGCUAACAUGCAGGCCAGGUUAAAUCAAAAGGAAGAAGUACUAAAGAAAUACCAGCAUCUUCUGGAAAAGGCCAGAGAGGAGCAAAGAGAAAUUGUUAAGAAGCAUGAGGAAGACCUCCAGGCUCUUCAUCACAAACUAGAACUACAGGCUGAUAGCUCACUCAAUAAAUUCAAGCAGACAGCCCAGGACUUAAUAAAACAGUCUCCUGUCCCAGUGCCUACCAACAAGCAUUUCAUUCGUCUGGCCGAGAUGGAGCAGGCAGUGGCAGAACAAGAUGACUCUCUGGCCUCACUUCUGACCACACUGAAGAAAGUAUCCAGAGAUUUGGAAAGACAAAAAGAAAUCACUGAGUUAAAAGUCAGAGAAUUUGAAAGUAUCAAGUUACGGCUCCAGGAAAACCAUUCAGGGGAGGUAAAGAAAGUAAAGGCAGAAGUGGAGGACUUAAGGCAUGCUCUCGUCCACGCACAGAAGGAGUCUCAGAGUUUGAAGUCUGAGCUCCAGGCUCAGAAAGAAGCCAACUCAAGAGCUCCGACGACCACAAUGAGGAAUCUGGUGGACAGGCUAAAGAGCCAACUGGCCCUGAAAGAGAAGCAGCAAAAGGCACUUAGUCGAGCUCUGUUGGAACUCCGGGCAGAAAUGACAGCAGCGGCUGAAGAACGUAUUAUUGCGGUAACUUCUCAAAGAGAGGCAAAUCUCAAUGUCCAACAAGUUAUUGAUCGACAUACCAGAGAGCUAAAGUCACAAAUUGAAGAUUUAAAUGAAAAUCUUUUAAAAUUGAAAGAAGCUCUUAAAACAAGUAAAAACAAAGAAAAUUCUCUAGCUGAUGACUUAAAUGAUUUAAAUAAUCAACUGCAAAAAAAGCAAAAAGCUUAUAAUAAAAUCCUUAGAGAGAAAGAUGGGAUUGAUCAAGAAAAUGAAGAACUGAGAAGACAGAUUAAAAGACUGUCCAGUGGACUACAGAACAAACCUCUGCUAGAUAAUAAGCAAAGUUUAAUUGAUGAACUUCAAAAGAAAGUUAAAAAACUUGAAAGCCAACUGGAAAGAAAGGUGGACGACAUAGACAUAAAACCUGUGAAGGAAAAGAGUGCUAGAGAAGAAUUAAUUAGGUGGGAAGAAGGGAAAAAGUGGCAAACCAAAGUAGAGGGAAUGCGGAGCAAAUUAAAAGAGAAAGAAGCGGAAGUCCACAGUCUGACGAAGCAACUGAAUACUUUAAAGGAGCUUUUUGCCAAAGCUGAUAAAGAGAAACUUACAUUGCAGAAGAAACUGAAAACAACCGGCAUGACUGUGGAUCAGGUGUUAGGGGUGCGAGCUUUGGAGUCAGAGAAAGAGUUGGAAGAGUUAAAAAAGCGGAAUCUGGACUUAGAAAAUGACAUACUAUACAUGAGGACCCACCAAGCUCUUCCAAGAGAUUCUGUUGUGGAAGACUUACAUUUACAAAAUAGAUACCUUCAAGAGAAACUUCGUACUUUAGAAAAACAACUUUCAAAGGAUGCCUAUUCCCAGUCUUUGACUUCAGAAAUAGAGUCAGAUGAUCAUUGUCAAAAAGAAGGAGAACUUCAAAGGGAAAACUUGAAGCUGUCAUCUGAAAAUAUUGAGCUGAAAUUUCAACUUGAACAAGCAAAUAAAGAUUUGCCAAGACUAAAGAAUCAAGUAAGAGAUUUGAAGGAAAUGUGUGAAUUUCUUAAGAAAGGAAAAAUGGAAGUUGAACGGAAACUUGGUCAGGUCAGAGGGUCCGGUAGAAGUGGAAAGACAAUCCCAGAGCUAGAAAAAACUAUUGGGUUAAUGAAGAAAGUAGUUGAAAAAGUCCAAAGAGAAAAUGAACAAUUGAAAAAAGUAUCAGGAAUACUCACUAGUGAGAAAAUGGCAAAUAUUGAAGAAGAAAAUGAAAAAUUAAAGACUGAAUUAGAAAAGCUUAAAGCUCACUUUGGACGUCAGUUGAGUAUACAAUAUGAAUCCAAGAACAGAGGCACAGAGAGAAUUAUUGCUGAAAAUGAACGGCUUCGGAAAGAACUUAAGAAAGAAAUGGAAGCUUCAGAGAAUCUGAGGAUAGCUAAGAACAACUUAGAGCUGGUCAAUGACAAGAUGGCGCUUCAACUAGAAGAGACUGCAAAGAAAUUGCAGUUUGCAGAAAGUAGAGGGCCACAGCUGGAAGGUGCAGACAGCGAGAGCUGGAAGUCAAUUGUGGUUACAAGAAUGUAUGAGACCAAGAUAAAAGAGUUUGAAAGUGAUAUUGCCAAAAAGAAUCAAAGCAUUAUUGACCUUAAACAGCUUGUUCGAGAAGCAACACAGAGAGAACAAAAAGCUAAGAAACACACAGAAGAUCUUGAACAACAGAUUGAGAUCCUCAAAACCCUUCCUGAAGGUGUGGAGACAGAUCAAGGGCUUAUCCAGGAACUCCAGCUCCUUAGAUUAGCCAACAGUAAGCUGGAUAAAGAAAAGGCAGAACUAAUCCAUCAGGUAGAAGUUAACAAGGACCAAACUGGGGUUGAAAGCAGCGCACCUGAUUCUGAUCAACUAAAGGAAAAGGUAAAUGACCUGGAGGCAGAACUCAGAAAGUCAGACCUAGACAAGGAACAGUUGAAGGAGGAAAUUAAAAAGCUGAAGAAAGAACUGGAAAAUUUUGAUCCUUCAUUUUUUGAAGAAAUUGAAGACCUGAAGUAUAAUUAUAAGGAAGAAGUGAAAAAAAAUAUUCUAUUAGAAGAGAAGUUAAAAAAACUUUCUGAACAAUUUGGAUUUGAAUUAUCUAGCCCUGUUGCUGCUUCUGAAGAGCUGGAAGAUGGAGAAAGUCCUAAUAAUUUCCCUAUUUAUUAAAGACCCAUUUAACUGUAGUUUAAAAUUAUUUUGCAAGUUAAAAAACUUUCAGCUACCUGGAAAUCAAGCAGUCUCUGAACUACAGAAUUCACAUGUCAAAAUACUGUAUUUUUGCUUAAAAAUAAAAAAUCAUAUUUAGUUUUAACUUGGUAGAAAAGUAUAUUUUUGAAGAUGUGAAUACUUUAUGACUAUACAGUACACAAUGAGCUAUGAUAGAUAUUACUAUUUUCAUGUCUUAAAUUUUCUAAAAGCAUAAAGGUAAGCUUAUAACAAUUUACCAUUUAAAAUUGAAGUUUCAGGUGUAAUUAUAAUUAUUUUUGUGUUAAGAUAUUCAAAUCCUGUGAUU